Molecule: messenger RNA, 1446 nt
Organism: Motacilla alba alba
Lineage: Eukaryota; Metazoa; Chordata; Aves; Passeriformes; Motacillidae
Gene: PANX3
Product: pannexin 3
Exons: 5
Coding region: 1-1266 (421 amino acids)
Biological process (GO): positive regulation of interleukin-1 production; monoatomic cation transport
Molecular function (GO): channel activity
Source: RefSeq, a predicted model, not a curated record
AUGUCCCUCUCGCACACGGCUGCCGAGUACAUGCUCUCCGAUGCUCUGCUCCCGGAUCCCAGCAGUUCCCGAGCCAAGGGCUUGCGGCUGGAGCUGCCGAGCGAUCGCCUGCUGAAGUUCGUCACCGUGGGGCUGCCCCUCUUCCUCGUCUCGCUGGCUUUUGCCCGGGAGUUCUCUGCUGGCUCCCAGAUCAGCUGCUUCUCUCCCACCAACUUCACGGGGAAGCAGUCCGCCUACACCGACACGGCUUGCUGGGACUCCCUCAUCCACCAUGGCUUCGACGCCGAGGGACGUGCCAUCACCAAGUCCCUCUGGGCUCUCAAGGUCUUCCCCUACUCGCUGCUGGUGGUGGCGGUGCUGAUGUACCUGCCGUACCUGCUGUGGCGUUAUGCUGCCGCCCCUGCCCUGCACUGUGACCUCCUCUUCAUCAUCGACGAGCUGGAUAAAUCCUACAACCGCUCCGUGCGCCUGGUGCAGCACAUGAAGAAGGUCCAGCAGGCCAGUGCCGAGCCGGAGCAGUUCUGGGAGGAGUACGAGAGGGCCCGCCGGGAGAGGUAUUUUGAGUUCCCGUUGCUGGAGCGGUACCUGACCUGCAAGCAGCACGCCCACGCCCUGGUGUUCAUCUACAUCCUGAGGAACCUGCUGCUGCUCCUGUUCUUGGCUGCCACCUGCCUUUACCUGGUCUUUCUCCACCUUAACAUCUUCUUCCAGGAUGAGUUCAGCUGCUCCAUCAAAACGGGGUUGCUCCAGGCGGAGCCGCACAUCCCGUCGCUCAUCCCUUGCAAGCUGGUCUUCUUCUCCGUGUUCCAGCUCAUCAGCCUCUCAGUUGGCAGUGUCUACAUCCUCCUCAUCCCCGUUGUCAUCUACAAUGCCCUGCAGCUCUGCCAGUGGGACAAGGGGCUGCUCUCUGUCUAUGAGAUGCUGCCUGCUUUCGACCUGCUCAGUCGCAGGAUGCUCACCUGCCCCCUCAAUGACCUCAACGUCAUCCUUCUCUUCCUCCGCACCAACAUCUCAGAGCUGACCUCCUUCAGCCGCCUCAAUGCCGUCAGCGCCCUGAGGGAAGCCACUGCCAACAAGGAGGACAUCGAUACUGUCAUCGACUUCAUGACACUGCUGGCUGGGCUGGAGACCACCAAGCCCAAACACCAGGCUUGCCCCCCCGAGGCUGAAGGCAGUACAGCCCUCUCCAAUGGUGCAGCCCUAGAACCAAAGCCUGGAGUGGAAACGAUGGGAAAAGCCUCACGGGACUCACUCGGCUCUGCCUGACCCAGAAGGAGGCAGCAGGCAGGGAUCCUGUCAUCCCAGGAUUCACUUUUCUGACACAGCUUUACUGCAGCAGCCAGGCUGGACCCACCUGUGCUUCCUGCACUUGGAUUUUCCCUUCUUAUGUACAUUUGUCCAGCAAAAAAGGGUUAAACAAUCAAUAUUUUGUGCAGAAUCUCUUUG